AUGUCUGGAUAUAAGGAUUUCCCCUCUCCUUCAGUGUGUGUCCAAGGUGAAUCCUGCAACAGAGUGACGUACACUGACAGAAGCAUCUGUGCCUCCAAAGGCUCUUCAGUAAACAUUUCCUGCUACAACAGUUACAAUUAUCAUGACAAAUCAACAUUGUGGUUCAGUCGUGAGCGUAAUCAUGGAGGGCAGAAUCCUCCCCAGCCUGAAGACCUUAGUACAGACUCCCAGUAUACAGGUCGUGUUCAUGUUGAAACAGAGAGAGGAUUCUCCACUCUGAGAAUCUCUGACCUGAGAGAGAGAGACUCAGCUGAGUAUCACUUCAAGUUCAGAACACCAAGAUUUGAAUGGAGUAGUUUACCUGGAACAACUCUGACUGUCACAGCUCUGCAGGUGCAGGUGAUCAGAGUCUAUCAGUCUCAGACCUAUGCAGAGCUGAAGUGUCACAGCAGCUGCAGUCCAGCUGGUGGUCUCUCCUACGUCUGGUUCAAGAACAGAGAACACAUUACCUCGGUGGAGACAUCUACUUAUACAACCAGGUUUAAUCUCACAGACGUCUUCUCCUGUGCGUUGAAAGGACAUGAGAAGUUCCCCUCUCCUUCAGUGUAUGGUCCAAAGCUUCCCUCUGUGUCAGUGAGUCCCUCUGCUGAGAUAGUGGAGGGCAGUUCAGUGAAUCUGACCUGUAGCAGUGAUGCUAACCCAGCAGCUAACUACACCUGGUACAAGGAGAAUGAAGACUCACCAAAAGCAUCAGGACAGAUCUUCACCAUCACUGAUGUUAGACCUGAACACAGUGGGAAUUAUUACUGUGAAGCCCAGAACAGAAGAGGACGUCAGAACUCCACCUUACAUCUGAUUGUUGUAGCAGGUUCAAUGAAAUCAGUAGCUGCUGGAUCCAUCACUGCUAUUUUCCUGGCUAUCAUAUUCCUCUGUGCCUUCCUAUUUAUUAGAAGAAAGAGGUCCUGGAAACGAACCAGCGAGCCUGGAGAGAGACCAGACAACCAAGCUCAGGGUUCAGUGUAUGACAGCCCUUCAGCUCCAGUCCAGAGAACUCCAGUAGAGCCGCAGGAAGACCUUUGCUAUGCCAGCGUGAUCUUCUCUAACAACCAGGAAGAUGCUCUCUACUCCAACAUCAGGCUAGCUCAGCCUCACAGACACAAGGAGGAAGAGGAGGAGGAAGAUGUGGAGUACAGUGCUGUCAACUUUAAGAGUUCCAGUGCUACCACAGAAUCAGGAAAUCAAGAGGCUGCGGAGGAUUCAUCUGAACUGUACAGCACAGUCAGCAAACACCCAAGACUUUGAACACAACACAGAUCUGUGGUCUCUUUAAAGGCCAGGGUUGGUAAUGUUGAAAAACUAGCAAGAUUUGAAGGAAGCAUCUCCUCGGUGCUCCGUCUAACCCCUCCCCCUGCCCUCUGGGCUCCCCCCACACACAGACAUGCACCCUGCCUCGCUACUUUAGACAGUGUUCAAGCAGGUUAAACACAUUUAUGAGUAUUAGGAUUAAGUUGAUAGACUGUAUUUUAUGCAUUUUUAUGACAUGCAGCGUUGCGUCAUUUGUUUAGUCUCAUCAGUUAACAGCUGGUAAACUUGUAAUUUAUAAAAAUACCAAUAUAGAAUUUGCUUAAAAAUACAAUAAUUUACUGCUAGUGUUAGCAAAUCAUCUUAUCAAGUACAUUUCUCUGUAUA
This is a messenger RNA of Perca flavescens (yellow perch), 1689 nucleotides long. RefSeq names its product B-cell receptor CD22-like. Bases 1 to 1302 code for a protein of 433 amino acids. The record is from RefSeq and is a predicted model, not a curated record. The transcript is spliced from 9 exons. NCBI's taxonomy places the organism in Eukaryota, Metazoa, Chordata, Actinopteri, Perciformes, Percidae.